This is a messenger RNA of Nylanderia fulva, 664 nucleotides long. Lineage: Eukaryota; Metazoa; Arthropoda; Insecta; Hymenoptera; Formicidae. The record is from RefSeq and is a predicted model, not a curated record.
GAAACUUUCGUUACACUGUAAAUUUGGAGAUUAUUUACAAAUGGAGCUCCGAAAUCAGUUUGUAUUUGGUUUAAAAAACCAACGCAUCCAAGCAAGGCUGUUGGAAACAGCAAACCUCACGAAGGAUUCAGCUUUAAAAAUUGCAUGCGGAAUGGAGUUGGCAGAGAAGGGCGUUAACAAAUUAAAAGAAGAAAAUCUUGUGGAAUCGACCGUUGACUACAUCGGAGCGGGAGCCAAACAAAAGAAGGCGAAAGGUCGCGAAGAUAGAAAGGCAAAUUCUCGAAAUCAACAACAAGCAGGAUCGAAGAAGGACGCACCGUCAACAAACCGUUCCAUAGUCAAAUAUAAUAAGUAUUCGAAUAACAAGCGUACGAAUUCGAAAAUAAACGAUAUUAUUUGUUAUAGGUGUGGAAAGGCUCAUUUGGCGCCAAGCUGUACCCUUCCUCGGAGCGUAAAAUGCAAUGAGUGCGGAGGUUUUGGACACCUCCAGAAAGUGUGCAAAAAGAAGGGCCAAGCCCAUUUGCUGGAGGAGGUAUUCCGUGUGGAUGAUGGAGAGCAUUUCGAGCAAAGGGCAAAAUUCACCGUGCCGCUUCAAAUCGAAAACAAGCUGGUGAAAUUCGAUGUGGAUUGCGGAUCAGCGGUCACAUUGGUGAGCGAAAAUUAA